CUCCGCCUCUUUGAAAGCACUUUAGUUUUCCAUCAGAGUGAGUCAGAAGAAGCGCAACCCCACUGAGGAACUCCAGCAAGACUUCACGCAUAAAAGCUUCAGGAUUUACGCACACGAGCCUCGCGACCGCACCAGCUCCUUUCGCACACAUAAAUUAUGGGACGUGCAACUAACACUAGUUGACAAGGGGACACUUGGAUAGAGAGCGCGCGCAAAGCAUGGCUUGGAUACGCACAUGUUUUUUCCUGUCUUGUGUUGGACAGGUGUUUGCAAAUCCACCAGCCGAGACAAGGAUAUAUUUGGAUAACAUUACGCGCAUUUUGGACAGAUUAUUAGAUGGAUAUGACAACAGACUCCGACCUGGAUUUGGAGGACCUGUCACAGAGGUUAAAACGGACAUCUUUGUCACCAGCUUUGGUCCUGUUUCUGAUGUGGAAAUGGAAUACACAAUGGAUGUGUUUUUUCGCCAAACGUGGAUAGAUGACCGUCUGAAAUUUGAGGGCCCCAUUGAGAUCCUACGUCUCAACAACCUAAUGGUCAGCAAGAUCUGGACACCAGACACUUUCUUCCGAAAUGGCAAACGUUCUAUUUCGCACAACAUGACCACUCCCAACAAGCUGUUCCGCAUCAUGCAGAACGGAACUAUUCUGUACACCAUGAGGUUAACCAUCAAUGCUGAGUGUCCCAUGCGGCUGAUCAACUUUCCAAUGGAUGGACAUUCAUGUCCUUUGAAAUUUGGCAGCUAUGCCUACCCAAUGAGUGAGAUUGUUUACACAUGGAAGAAAGGACCGUUAUUUUCGGUGGAAGUUCCUCAGGAGAGCUCCAGUCUGCUCCAGUAUGAUCUCAUUGGACAGACAGUGUCUAGUGAGAGGCUGAAGUCAAACACAGGUGAAUACAUAGUCAUGACGGUGUACUUCCACCUGCAGAGGAAAAUGGGUUUCUUCUUGAUCCAGACAUACAUCCCGUGCAUUAUGACUGUGAUCCUCGCACAGGUGUCCUUUUGGAUUGACAAAGAGUCGGUACCGGCCAGAACUGUGUUUGGCAUCACCACAGUACUAACCAUGACCACGCUGAGCAUCAGCGCUCGUCACUCGUUACCCAAGGUCUCCUACGCCACCGCCAUGGACUGGUUCAUCGCCGUCUGCUUCGCGUUCGUCUUCUCCGCCCUUAUCGAGUUCGCUGCUGUCAACUAUUUCUCCACCUUGCAGGCCAAUAAGGAACUUCGGCGGGCCAACCUGGCUUGUGCUGCGGCCAGAAGUGAUGGAGAAGUUGUUACGAAUCCUCUGGACCCCGGAGGUGUACUGAAGAAAAGACUGAACUCCCUCUCUCAAAGAGAUGGUACUACUGACAGGCUCUCCAGACCACCACAGCCUGAUCUCCAUCAGCAAGGCUCCACCGUCCCUGCCAACAACAUGCUGAUAGGAACUAGUAUUAUUGACAAGUACUCACGCAUCCUUUUCCCUCUGUCCUUUGGGGCCUUCAACCUGGUCUACUGGAUUGUCUAUCUCACCAAAGACACUAUGGAGUCCAGGGAAGCGUGAGCCCUGUUAGAAGCCACUGAGAAAAGCAACUGAAGACACAGCCAUCUAAUAAACUGAUGGAUGGAUAUUUGGAAGGAUGGAUGAGAGACAUUCAGGGUCUGCUGCUGAAGAUGUAACUGUGAUUGUGCUGAAAGAGGACAAUGUUAACUCUUCUUCACUUUUGUCCCCUCCCUCUCUUUCAGCCCGAUAGCAUGUAUUGACCUCUCAUCGCUCUGGCAUGAAGCUCUCCGACUGCAGAAUGAUUUUCCUCCUCCCUAAAGACAGUCAAGGUGCAGUGGCACUUGUGCCACUCUUGUUUUGACAUUGUCACAUAAUUACACACUCAACCAUCAAAAAAAAAAAAAAAACCUGCAGACACUCACAAUAAUGUGCAGGUAGGACUUUCCAGGUAAUGCAAGCCUUACAAUAUGUUACUUUUACCCUGAAAAGAAGCACUAAGCAACACUAAACUGAAUUAAGGACAUCCUUUGGAUCCAGGUGUGUAGCAGGAUAGUGUACCAUUCUAUCAGAAAAAAACAUUAUUCAUAGGUUACACCUGGUCUUGUAAAUGGCUCAUAUUCUUUGGCCCUUAUGACUCUGCAGACAAUUAUUGUCCAUUUUGUCCAUCUGUGCCUAGGGGAAUUUUCAGUUGCACUAUGUUUUAAAAUAUAUGCACUUACUGUACAGUACUGUACUUACACAACAAAGUACUGAAUAAAAUAAGGUAACUACAAGUUUAGGUAUAGUUUAUGGUUAGUACCUAGUUAUUACACAGUUAUUACAAUUACUAUAAUAAUUACAUUGCAUGUAUGUACAUGCACAACAGGACUAAAAUAAAGUGCUGGAUUUUCCUCUUGGCACACUGUAUAAUUUUGCAGUUUAAGCCGCUGAUGCACCUGCAAUUUGUUUACCGUUAUCUUUGUUGCUUACAAAUACUGCUAAUUGACAGUCAGCCUAAUGUGACUCAUCUUUGCAACAGAAUUUAUAGUUGUGGUUUAUUUUCAGAGUUAAGGCGCUUUAUUUAUUGUGGCGUUUCCAUUAUUUGGUCCACUUCCUCUACACAACCACAAACAGUUCUAGUCUUUCCAGACACAGGAGUGCACCUGGGGCAAAGAAUGCGUGCUAUCUUCAGACAGUAGCUGUUUUCUUGAAUCAUUUUGUCCCACUCUUUUUGGUUCAUUGAACUGAUGGGGGUCUUUUAGGAGAGAGUUUUUUAGGACUCUGUGGUGUUUUUUUUUUUUUUUUGGACAAAGGCAGCCCUCAUGGGGAAAACUAUGAGUAUGUACAGUCUCAAAUGUGUUUUCUUAUUUACACACUUCUAAAAACACACAGACACGCUCUCAGUCCUACAGAUAUUUUUCCCUUUUCAAUAGUGCAUUAGCAGAUUCAGUGCUACUGUGCUUUUUGCCAUUGAUAAAUUGUUCUUCUUAUAUAAGGUGCUAUUAUAAUUGAAGAUGAUUUAUUUGUUGGCCUCUAUCAAAGCAUAUUAUAAAAUGUAUAUUUAAAUACAUCACCGUUCAAGCCUGCUUUGGCAGAAAACAGCAUCUGAAGAGGGUUUCCUGGCAACAGUCUGCCUGCUGUGAAACGAGUUCAUUUAUUUAUGUUGUUUUUAGACCGUCUAUCUCAUUUUGAUUUUUAUUUAUGAUGUUCAGUUCCUAGCUUAUUAUCAGGUGUACUGACUGACCUCUUUGCAUUUUAAUACUCAAGUACAGUAUCACUUAAUAAUAAACUUCUUAAUACGAACCAACUAAUCCAAUUCAUAAACAGUUAUAAAAUUGUCAGUUUACACAAAUAAAUGCGAAUUUGGAGGUUAGUCAAGUGACCAUAGGGAUCCACCCAUGAAAACUGUCCCUGGCCAAAUGCAUGCAAUUUAAUGUGCCGUACGUAUAUGUGUAAUUAUGGGUUAUUUGUAAUCUGCAAAGUCAUACCGUUUCACUGUUUUCUGUUUUGUUUUUGUGAACUGCAUGGCCUCUCAUGCACACACACUGUACACUGAUUGACAGGUUUUCUGACCUGCUUAUCUUUAACAUUAUGCAGAGUUUUAUCUGAAAAAUACAAA
Messenger RNA from Labeo rohita (rohu), 3579 nucleotides. RefSeq names its product gamma-aminobutyric acid type A receptor subunit alpha6b (gene gabra6b). Gene Ontology annotation, molecular function: GABA-A receptor activity; GABA-gated chloride ion channel activity; inhibitory extracellular ligand-gated monoatomic ion channel activity. The coding region runs from base 219 to 1541 and encodes 440 amino acids. Gene Ontology annotation, cellular component: neuron projection; postsynapse; GABA-A receptor complex. The record is from RefSeq and is a predicted model, not a curated record. The transcript is spliced from 10 exons. NCBI's taxonomy places the organism in Eukaryota, Metazoa, Chordata, Actinopteri, Cypriniformes, Cyprinidae. Gene Ontology annotation, biological process: monoatomic ion transmembrane transport; signal transduction; gamma-aminobutyric acid signaling pathway.